Molecule: messenger RNA, 2210 nt
Organism: Saccostrea echinata
Lineage: Eukaryota; Metazoa; Mollusca; Bivalvia; Ostreida; Ostreidae
Exons: 6
Coding region: 58-966 (302 amino acids)
Biological process (GO): proteolysis
Molecular function (GO): cysteine-type endopeptidase activity
Source: RefSeq, a predicted model, not a curated record
UCAGUGCGUAAGUAGCUUUCAAUAAGGAAUAUAUCAUCCAUUCAGGUUCAAGUAAGGAUGAGCUCAACCUAUGAUGUGAUGAAGGGAAAGCCAUGGAGAGCUGUUAACUUUGACUGGGAUUUUUCAAUUGGUGAUAAUAAACUUAAGAGGGGGAUAGCAAUUAUACAAGAGAGACAAAAUAUUGUUAAAAUGUUUAAAGAAUUAAAGUUUAACAUUUACCCAUCAGAACAAGCCAAAGAUACAAGAAAUUUAUCCAAGUCCAGAUUUUUGGAUGUACUGAAUAAAUUUAAAAGAUUUUGCUGUGAAGAACCGUGUGGGUGCAUUUUGGUGACAGUGUCUUCCCACGGAGUCAUCAUACGGCAAGACGGACAGACAGAUGAUGUGGAAACAUACGAGGAUUACGUCUUGACACAUCCAGAACCAGACCAAUCAGGAUUCUCACCAGAAUUUAAAGAUGAACGGGUCUCAGUUCGGGAAAUAGUUGAAAUAUUCAGAGAUCCUAGAUUAAAAGGAAUACCAAAAAUAUUCUUUAUUCAGGCAUGUAGAGAUGACUCAAAACAUAACACCACGGGAAGUCAGGGAUUAGAUGAAGGUGUACAACUUUUUGUUGAAAAGGAUGCAGAAGAAAGUAGACCAAAUAUUUCUGUUCCGGUUCCACCAGCACCACCUGAAAAUAAAAUUGUAUACUCACCUCCCUGUAUUGAUGAUAGUGUAAUAGUGUUCUCAACCCCAUUUGGCUAUGCAGCAGGUUUUGAAUCAAGGAGAGGAAGCCAUGUUUGGAGUGAUCUUACUAUCAAAUUUAAGGAGGCUCAGAGGCCUUUAAAUCUUCUGAAUUUAUUGAAAGAAACCAACAGAGAGCUUUCUAAAUCUCAGCAUACUAUCGAUAAAAAUGAAAAAUCAGUUGUAUAUAAACCUUUACUCAGUAUCUGUUAUACACUUACAAGACACAUUGUGUUUGAGGUAUAAUUAACAGCUGAUUAAAAAAUAUGUGUUUUCUCUAAAUUCUGUUUUUAUGAAGAGAUGUGCACAUGUAGCAGUCUAUAAUGUACUACAUUACUGUAGAUUCCUUAUUUUUCGUGUGUACUUAAUAUAGCAAAAUGGCUCUUAGACUUCAAAUCGCAAGAACAAUAAUUAUUCAUGAGUGGACAGUUGAUCGAGGAUCAAGAAAUUUUAUAUGGAUUUCAGUACCAUAUUAAAAGCGAGUAAAUUUAUGUCGCGAGUGGUGCUUCUUGCAAAAUUACACGAUAAUUCCUCGUGUAUAUUUAGGAAUCUUCAGUAGGCCUUUUCAGACAAGAGAUAUUACAUUUUGCAAUCAGUUAUGCAUUGAGUGUAAAAGAAGGUUAACAUCAUCCACAUUUUUUGUUUUCUUGUUUAUUCACCAGUAAAUCCUACUCAUUUUGACUUUUCCAUCUCUAUCAGUAAUGUUAUACCUGAUCAUGAUAAAUAUAUCAGUGUGCAAUACUUCAGGUAAUCUAAAGCCCAUCAAAAGGGGGAGCUCUAGCUGUUAUAAUUUUGAUUUUGGACUGCAUGGCUAUGACACCACUAACAAUUCCACAUCAAAGUUACUGGCAUUAACUUCAUGAAUGCCAACUAAUUGUCUUUUCAACUAAACAACACGUCUUAAUUUGUGAGUGCUUCGGAAGAGGUAUUAAGAUAAGAAAAUAUUACUGUUUAAUAUUUAACAGAAUAUUAGUGUUCAUGUUAUUUGUGCAUUGUAAUACAGCUGAACUUCGGUAUCUCGAACACCAAUAUCUCUAAUACCAUGGAUAUGUGGAUGUGAUUUGGAAGUCUCUAUCACUUAUUCUUUAAGUAUUUUACCCUAGAUAUCUUGAAUCUUCAGAUAUCUCAGUUUUUUUCUCAUCCAAUCAAGUUCGAGAUAACAAGGUUUGACUGAAUUAAAUUAUUGGUUAAGUGGCAAUGAAAGGAUGUAACAAAACAGUUAUUGACUUGAAAUUUUGGCAGCAACAUUUUUGGCUUUAGGUCCAAAAAUUCAAAUUGCCUUCAUACUCAGUCAGCAGCUUGUCAUAUUAAGUGUUUGAUUUUCAUAUUUUGAAUGUGAUUAGAUCUGAUACUCCGUACUCCUUCUCCAUCAAAAAUUAAAAUAUCAUGUUCCAUGUCUUUAUUAUAAUGUACAAACUUUGGAUUAUGAUUAAAAGUUGAAUGACUUUGUCAUAUAAUAUUUCAUGUAUUCUCAAUUCUUUAUUUUUAUA